This is a messenger RNA of Onthophagus taurus, 2765 nucleotides long. It is a transcript of the gene Nhe1, whose product is annotated as Na[+]/H[+] hydrogen exchanger 1. Lineage: Eukaryota; Metazoa; Arthropoda; Insecta; Coleoptera; Scarabaeidae. Gene Ontology annotation, biological process: regulation of intracellular pH; proton transmembrane transport; sodium ion transport. Gene Ontology annotation, cellular component: membrane. Gene Ontology annotation, molecular function: potassium:proton antiporter activity; sodium:proton antiporter activity. The record is from RefSeq and is a predicted model, not a curated record.
ACGUCAUUUUCCUUUCUAGAAUUAUCUCGUGUUUGUCAAUACUCAAUUUCCGAAUUAGUCGAUAAAAUGUAAUUGAGCAGUGCGUAUCUUAAAAUUUCCCGUUCGUCUAAUUUAUUUAAAUGCGAAUACCCCUUAAGUUCAAGAUGUAUCUUGUUAGCGGCAUCGUAUUUUUGCUGUUGGUAAGCCACAUCACCACUGAAGAUGAAGUUUUAAGCAGCCCCUUAACUCCUACGAGUACUAACCACUCGAAUAGUUCAACGAUAAAACAGGAAGAUGCUUCAACCACUCCAAAUUCAAUUGGUAAUAUAACUCAAAAUGUUAAUAAUGUGAGCACGAGUACAGUUUUAAAUGAUGUCUUAGUAUCUAGUAGUACUGCGAUGACUACUAUAAGUGAAAAGAACGUUUCAAGUGAAGUUGGAAGUACAACGAAUAAUUAUUUGAAUGUUAGUUCAACGACGGCUUCGGCGGAUCCGGUAUUACCUGAUAAAGGAUCAGCGGAAGAUGAACACAACAGCUCAAUGGCAAUAUUUUUCGUGUUAUGUGUAUUAGCACUGGGAAUAUUAUUGAUACAUUUAAUGCUCCAAACCGGAUUCCAAUACGUCCCCGAAAGCAUUGUAAUUGUAUUUUUGGGGGCAUUAAUCGGAUUGACGAUGAACGCUUUAUCAAAUCGCAACAUAAGUAAUUGGAGAAAAGAAGAAGCAUUUUCACCAACAGCCUUUUUCUUGAUUUUACUCCCCCCGAUCAUCUUCGAAUCCGGCUAUAAUUUACAUAAAGGAAAUUUUUUCCAAAAUAUCGGCUCAAUUUUGGUUUUUGCAAUCCUCGGAACGACAAUUUCCGCCUUUGUAAUCGGAUUUGGGAUUUAUUUUCUCGGUUUAGCCGACGUUGUUUAUAAAUUAAGUUUUGUUGAGUCGUUCGCUUUCGGUUCAUUAAUUUCUGCGGUCGAUCCGGUCGCAACCGUUGCUAUAUUUCACGCAUUAAACGUCGACCCAAUUUUAAACAUGCUCGUUUUCGGUGAAAGUAUUUUAAAUGACGCAAUCGCAAUCGUUUUAACAACGGCCGCUUUAGAAUCGAAUAAUCCGUUUAUAUCGACGGGGGAAGCUAUAGUUUUGGGGAUAAAUCGUUUUUGUUUGAUGUUUUUUGCAUCGGCGGGAAUCGGGGUUGUUUUCGCAUUAAUUAGUGCCCUUCUUUUAAAACAUGUUGAUUUACGUAAAAAUCCCUCCUUGGAAUUUGGAAUGAUGCUAGUAUUCACUUAUGCCCCUUAUGUUUUAGCUGAGGGUAUUCAUUUAUCAGGGAUUAUGGCGAUUUUAUUUUGCGGAAUCGUAAUGUCUCAUUACACCCAUUUUAAUUUAUCAACUGUAACCCAAAUAACGAUGCAACAAACUCUUCGUACUUUAUCUUUUAUCGCGGAAACUUGCGUUUUUGCCUAUUUAGGCUUAGCUUUGUUUAGCUUCAAACACCGCGUUGAACCGGCUUUGAUUGUUUGGAGCGUAAUACUUUGUUUAAUUGGAAGAGCUUGUAACAUAUUCCCAUUGGCUAUUUUAGUCAAUCGAUUCCGUGAGCAUCAAAUCACCAAAAAAAUGAUGUUUAUAAUGUGGUUUAGUGGGCUACGAGGAGCGAUCUCUUACGCUCUCUCGCUACAUUUAAAUUUUAGCGAUGAAACUCGCCACGUUAUAAUUACAACGACUUUAAUUAUCGUUUUAAUAACAACUUUGGUGUUUGGCGGGUCUACGAUGCCGCUUUUACGAUUUAUGCAAGCGACCAAAAAUCCAACAACGCGUCGAUUAAGAAGGAAGAAGAAGGAUCGGGAGGUUACUUUGAGUAAAACGCGAGAAUGGGGACAAGCAAUCGACUCUGAACAUUUAUCCGAAACUACUGAAGGCGAAAUGGAGGUGUCUUUUGCAUCGGCGAGAAUUAAGGGAUUCGUUAAAUAUGAUUUGAAGUAUUUUAUUCCGUUUUUUACGAGGAGGUUUACACAACAGGAACUGAAAGACUGUAAGAGCCAAAUGACCGAUUUAACGAACCAAUGGUACCAAGCAAUUCGUAUAUCACCCUUGGAAUCCGAUGAGGAAGCUAUUAAUACUCCAAGAUCGAGUAUAUCUAGUAUAGUUCGCUGACCAAUGGAGAGAGGAGGAGCUGGAGAAUUGGAUGAAUUGUCGAAUUUGAUACGGAGGGCCUAGUAUCGGCCUUCAAUUCUGACAACACUUGAUGAAUCCGACAUUUACUUAUCGUUCUAUUAAGAAAUUAUAAGGCACGGUAACUAACCACUUUUUUAGGGAGUUACGUAAAUUGUUAUAUAAACGUCUAUUAACAACUAUUUAAAAAAUAUAUUUAAAAAGAAAUUAUACAAAAUUUAUAUGUAUUAAAUCAAAGAUGUUGUACUAUUCCUAUAUUAUUUAGAUAAAAAAUAGAUAAUGUACUUAUAAUAAUGGAAGUAAUUAAUGUUGUUAAACUUAAUUUAUUUUUAUUUAUUUUUAAUUUUUAAAAAUGUGAUUGCGAUGGUAAAUUUAGCGUGCCAAGUUGCUUUCUCGAACUAUUAGCUGACUUAAGAAUGAAAUGUUAUUUUUUUACCGUACUAAUUAGUGUAGAUGUAAUCAAUUUUUAAUUCAUCCAACAAUUUAAGCACAAUUUGAUUUUUUUAAUCGGGUAAUUUUGUGAUAAUUGUACAUUUUAAAGGUUUGUUCUAAUUGUUUUGUGAUAUGCAACUAAGUCAGUAUUUAUGGUCUUACUUAAACUUGUAAGGAAUAAAUAAAAGCACAUACAAAGCA